This is a messenger RNA of Nothobranchius furzeri (turquoise killifish), 836 nucleotides long. The record is from RefSeq and is a predicted model, not a curated record. Lineage: Eukaryota; Metazoa; Chordata; Actinopteri; Cyprinodontiformes; Nothobranchiidae.
AUGGACCCACAUCCCACCAGGCAGCCACCGGGCUUGAUCAGGCACACACUAAAAAUCUUAAACCCCCGAACCCGGGAGCAGCGAACACUCAGGCAGAGCAAGGCACAAAACUCCACACCAGGUUACUACGUUCCACAGGGGACGUUGUUGUUAGUUGCCUUUGCUAUUUGGCUACUUCGGAUUUAUUUGUCAACCACUCACUCCUUAGUUCGCUUGCUUCAGGUGCAUUAUUGUUACUGGACAGCAAACAAAACCACAUUCAGGAACCUAAAUGUGGAACAUCCAUCUCCUGAUUGGACUCAACAUAGAGUAAAGCUAUUUCAGCGCCAAAGUGGUACUGCAACUACUACUUGGCCAUCAAAUAUAAAUGGUUUCCUUCUAAGCUUUUCAUAUGAACUUGACUGUUAUGCUUAUUACGAGGAAUAUGAAGAAGCCAAGCGUCUUGCCAGGCAAUACCUGGAAGAUUCCCAAGCCGAGAGUGAGAGAGAGGUGACCAAACGAAAGGUUAAGAACAAUAAGCGGUACCUGUCCAGCUCCGAUGAUGAAGCAGGUCCAUGCUCUACUGAGAGAACGACAGUUCCCAUGGCAGAGAGAAUGCUGCUGCUGAUAGAACCAUCCAGCAGAGAUGUUCCUGUUUCAAAGAGGACAACACUGCCAGCUGAGUCCCUCAACGGUGAAGAUUUAAUGGCCACAAGUACACCAAGGCAAAGAGUCACCCCAAGGCAAAAAGCCACUGAAGGCAAGUAACUUAAAAUACCUCUACCAAAACCUAGAGUGGUGUAUUAAAAUGUUUUGGUAGAUUUUUUUUUUGAGAACCUAUCAUUUUAUCAUUUCAG